AUGAGUCUAACUAACGUGAAUAAAACGAAUCUGCAGAGCUUUUACAGUGUCAUCUAUGGAUAUAUGCAGAACAAUUACUACCCAGAAUGGGAACACAGUAACGGAACGUCAUUAUGGUGGCUUAAUGAAACCGAGGAAAACACACUUCUUCACAAUGCUAGACUGUUUUAUUCUUAUUGUACACCCUUUGUAAUAGUAAUUGGAAUUUUGGGGAAUAUCCUUUCGCUGUGUGUUUUUAUGACAAAGAACUUGCGUAGUCUCUCUGCCAGUACGUAUUUGUCUGUCCUGUCUGUCUCAGAUCUCUUGACCCUACUAUUUUACGUCACCGUGGAAUGGCUUCGGCGGGGACUAGUCUACCUGGAUCCAGAAAUGAGGAAUAAAAUUCUUUUCUUUGAUGAAAAUGUGGUUUGUCAGUUUCAGCAGUACAUGGCUUACGUUUCUAGACUUCUAUCAGCAUGGAUUGUAGUUGCUUUUACAUUGGAACGGUACAUCGGUGUUUGUUGGCCGUUACUAAGAAAAAUCAUUUGUACCAAACGCGGAACUAAGCGCGUUAUUGGUGGAAUAAUCACGUCUUCAACGAUUGUUGUUCUCUACAAACCUAUUUUGAGUGCCAUUUAUGUUAGUGCUAAAGGGAAUCGCUACUGUACUACGGCAGAAAACUACAGCUUUUUGUCUUUUAUUCUAGACAGUAUUUACGCCAUUUUGAUGAGCAUGAUACCCUUCUUAGUUAUAGUGGUUCUCAAUAUCCUUACCAUCCGAAAGCUUUUGUCACGGAAUAAAAAUCGAAAAAACCAUAAUAACAUAGUGACGGAGGAGAGUGUAAUUCGACUGGAAUUCACAAUUAUUUUACUGGUAGUAUCAUUCUGUUUCAUCGCCUUCAACGUACCAUUUUUUGUAGUUUGGUUGCGGACCUUCCUUCAUUCCAAACAUCUCUCCAAUACAGAAGAUUUAACCACAUACGCGGACCCGGAUUUCGAUUAUUGGCAGGGAAUUCUAUACAUAACAAGAACAAUUUUCAAUAUGAACUAUUGCAUUAACUUCUUCUUGUACAUCAUUGCAGGUGCUUAUUUCCGACGAGAAGUUAGAAUGUUGUUUUCGCGCCAUUCUUUUCGCGAUCUACCGUACUCUCUUUGUUCUCUGCGUCUGAACUCAAACACUCGGACGCCUAAGACAUAUCUUUGAGUC
This is a messenger RNA of Saccostrea echinata, 1185 nucleotides long. RefSeq names its product P2Y purinoceptor 1-like. Gene Ontology annotation, molecular function: G protein-coupled receptor activity. Bases 1 to 1182 code for a protein of 393 amino acids. Lineage: Eukaryota; Metazoa; Mollusca; Bivalvia; Ostreida; Ostreidae. The transcript has a single exon. Gene Ontology annotation, cellular component: plasma membrane; endoplasmic reticulum membrane. The record is from RefSeq and is a predicted model, not a curated record. Gene Ontology annotation, biological process: G protein-coupled receptor signaling pathway; GPI anchor biosynthetic process.